Acanthoscelides obtectus is the source of this 2269-nucleotide messenger RNA. Lineage: Eukaryota; Metazoa; Arthropoda; Insecta; Coleoptera; Chrysomelidae. The record is from the annotation of a GenBank genome assembly.
AGUCAACCAGUCCAUUUUUCUAGGACUACCCACUACCAGUUUGAAACAACCCCAAAAAUGUCAACGUACCUGAUAGCAUUCGUGAUAUCCGAGUUCACUUGUUCAGCAUGGAACAUGCCAGAAGUCAACUCCGUGAACAAAGUUUGCUCUAGGGCCCAGAAAGAAGACACCAGAAGGUGGGCCGUUGAAGUAUCACCAAAACUUUUGAGCAGCUUGAACGCCUAUACUGGUAUUCCAUAUACUAGUUCUAUGAAGAAAGUGGAUCAAGUCGCCAUUCCGGAUUUCAGAUCGGGCGCUAUGGAAAACUGGGGACUGAUUACGUACAGAGAAGCUAUGUUCCUCUACGACCCCAAAGAGGACCAAUCUAUCGAUAAGCAAACUGUAGCUAGGGUUAUAGCGCACGAACUUGCUCACUCGUGGUUCGGAAAUUUGGUCACCUUGGCUUGGUGGUCGGAAGUAUUCCUUAACGAAGGUUUUGCUAGAUAUUUUGAGCACAAAGCGGUCAACGAGGUUUUUCCUGAUUGGGAACUUGAUAAACAAUUUGUAGUGGCUACAUUACAGUCAGCUUUAGCUACAGAUGAUCUACAAAGUAUCCAAGCUCUACAAUCAGAGGUCAUAACUCCUGCUCAAAUUGACGCCAAGUUUAAAGCAGACACUAGUUAUGGAAAAGGUGGCAGUAUUUUGCGUAUGGUCGAACACUUCAUGGGUUCUGAGCAGUUCAAAUCAGGAAUUCAAAAAUAUUUGAUGCUCAAUCAGUACAGUAACGUCGAACCUUCAAACCUGUGGGCUGCCUUGUCGAUAAAUGUAGAUAAUACAGUGUCAAAUCUGCCACAAAGCUUAGCAAAUGUCAUGGAAAAUUGGAUAACAAAAGCUGGAUAUCCUCUGAUCACUGUUACUAAGACCAGCAAUAAUGUGAUAGAGUUGAAGCAGGAGCGUUUCUUAUUCUCUGGCUCGGAUACAACAACAAAGUGGUACGUUCCUGUAACUUACACAACGUCCGUGGACGAAAACAAGUUCCAAAAGACAUCUACUCAACUAUGGAUGCAACCAGACAAAGACGCACAAAUUCAGCUGCCUGAAGGAGCAUCUUGGAUAAUUUUGAAUAACCAACAAACAGGAUUUUAUCGAGUGAACUACGAUGACACUUUGUGGGCUGAAAUUGAAAAGGCAUUGAAAAGUGACUCAUUCGAUGACAUAGGGGAAUUGAACAGAGCUCAAAUAGUGGAUGACUUGUUCAGUUUGGCCAAAGCAAAUAAAAUACCAUACAGUAAAGCACUGAAAGUUAUCAAAUUCAUCAGUAACGAUGUGUCCUAUUAUACGUGGUUCUCUGCAAACAGAGGAUUCAACUUCUUGCUUGACAAAAUUGGAUUUGAGUCUGAUUUGGGUAGAGCUAUCAAGGAUGACGUAUUGCAGCAGUUGGAAAAGGUGUACCAAUCCGUGCCACCUUCAACGAUUGACGGUACAAAUCACCUAUACACCUUAAAGCAAACGCUGGUUGUAGCUCUAGCUUGUAGAUUAGGGCAUCCUGAGUGCAUCGAGAUGACCAAAAAUCAUUUCACUGCGUAUAAAAACCAAGGAACUAAGCCACCUAAAGACUUGAGGAGAAUAGUAUACUGUGGCGCUUUGAGAUAUAGUGCAGACAAUGCAGACUGGGACUUCUUAUGGAAUGCUUUCGUCAAAAGCACCAGUCUUUCAGAAGGUGUUAUUUUCCUUUCAGGUCUGGGAUGCUCAAAAGAUACAGAUAUUCUCAAGAGGUAUUUGCUAAAGACGGUCACUGAUUCCGAGAUCAGGCGACAAGACAGACAAACAGUAUUUGUAUCCGUAGUGAACGGGAAUCCAAGUAAUUUUGACACAGCGCUGGACUUUUUGAUUGAACACCAAAAGGAAAUUGACGCCCAGUAUGGAACCAUGAGAGCUCUACCUUCUCUGUUAGACUUAGUUGCAAGCAGAAUCACGGAUGAAACACAACUCAAUAAGUUGAAAAAUUUGGUUACGAACCUGGACGCAGAACACAAGGAAAGCGGCAAUGCAGCCUUGGAGAAGGCUGAAGCCAAUUUGAAAUGGAAAAAGCAAGUGGAGAGGGAUCUUCAGAAUUACUAUGGUAUUCCGUCUGAUGAUACUGAUUCGGCUGUUACCAGUACUGUUUCUUUAAUUAUUGUUACUAUAUGUUCUGUAAUAGAUGUUAUUGGUUUUUAAGUCAAAGUUUGAACCAACAUCCCGAAUAUAAUUGUUGUUAUAUCUGUGUCUUUUAUUAACGGCCGGAUCGUAG